Messenger RNA from Colletotrichum scovillei, 2993 nucleotides. RefSeq lists its product as uncharacterized. Bases 945 to 2429 code for a protein of 494 amino acids. Lineage: Eukaryota; Fungi; Ascomycota; Sordariomycetes; Glomerellales; Glomerellaceae. The record is from RefSeq and is a predicted model, not a curated record. The transcript has a single exon.
CACGACACGCCUUUUUAUCUCCAUCCAAUGCCACUUCCUUCCCGCUCCGCCCACGUCUGCAACUUUUGCUCGUCCAUCUCUCGAGGCCCACUACCUUCACCCUCGCCCUUCCUAGGUAUUCUCAACCUGAAUCGCCGCAUCUCAUGUAUUACAAUCGCCUUGUCCACCUUACGAUACCAUGACUCUCCCGACCUUAUUCUCCCUAAUCGCAACCCGUCUCGUUCGCCGCUCAAACUGAGUACCUGACAGAGUACCGAGUACGCAGUACAGUCAUUGUCUUCUAGCACCAACAAACAGCCACGUUCACAUCCGCGUCUACAACACACGUUGCCCGCACAAGUCCUGCCACCGCUAUCCGUGGACCGUAUCUUAUUCUCACUCCUCCGCCCCGCUGGCCCCAUCAUCAUCCCGUGCUUCUUCUGCUGUACGACGAGAUACCCAUCUCGUCGCGUAUCGCAACUCCCAGCUCGGUUCCUGGUAUUCUACUGUACCUUACCCCAGACAUCGAACCCCGAAUCUAGGCACCUCGCCCAGACCCACGCCUUGAUCUUCCCGGUCCCGGUCCACCUCCCGGUUGUUGGCCUGCUAUCUAAAGAGCCGUCCCCGCCAACCCUCACAGCAUCCGACUUCCCCUUCUGUUUACUCACCCUUUGCUACCUUAUCAAGCCCGUGCUUCUUGGUUGGCCUUCUGCAUUUCCGACCACCACCGCUGACCUUCAACCGUCAAUAUUCGCCAUCCAUUCCAUGGCUCAACCAUUCAUCCUCGCUGCAUCUUAUUCGGUGUCUACUGCGCGCCCUCUCUGAAGUACUGAAAACCACCCCAACGGUGACUGGCACUCUCGACUGUAUCCACACUUUAUUCAACAACAUCUGCUGUUUUAGCAGCCGCUGGUCUUAUCUGAAGAAAGCUCAUCACGAAGAACAUCAACCCCAACUCACCCUUCAUGUCGACGACUUCAUCUCCCUCUCCGUUGCAAGGCCCAACGGGCCGUGUCGAUGAGAAAUCUCUACCCCAGGGUCAGUGCCGCUACAUAUUGCUCGUACCUGGUAUCAAAGGCCAACGAUGCGCCUGUGUUCACUUUUCUCUCAACCGAUCUACGCCCGGCGCUAGUUGCGACUGUGGGCACAUGGCCUGCUAUCACGUCAAGACCCCAGAGCCGUCAUCGACCAGAGAGGAGGUCGAACUUCUGAAGCAGCGACUUCAAGCCCUCGAAGAACAACUUGACCAGCAGAGACAAGGCGGUCUUGGAACCGUCGUUGCCAGAGUGAGCGAACUGGAGGACCUUGUCGACAAAAGCCGUGAAGAGAUAGGCCAGGAGAUCAAGGGCUCUUAUCGCAACAUCAACAGAGUAUGGCAGUCUGUAGAGCAGCUUGAGCGUCAAACCUCCCACCUCCGGGAAACCCUACGCUCUCAGUCAGAACACAUGGAACGUGUCAACGGGGAGUUGAAGAGCGUCAGCAAUCGUCAAUUGGAGCUUUUUGACGCCGACGAAAGCAUCGAAGAGAGACUGGAUCAGCUAGAAUCGGACCAUGAUUCUUUAGCCAGUCGAGGUGGCCAGAUCCCGAACAUGACAGAGGAAGCAAUCUUGUCACGGCCAGACGCUGUGACGGCCUCCAACCUGCAACAGUCGCUGGGAGCCACUCUGUAUUCACAGCCCGAGGCCGAGGUCAUUCCAGGAGAAACCAUCCGUACCUCGCCAGCCCUCAGCGCCGCCGAUUCCAACACAAGUUCAAGCAACUGUGGGGCUUGGACAGUUCAUAUUUCGCUUCUUCCGACAGCCUCUCAGCCUUUCCCAUUCGAAAGGGACACCAACGCCUACAAGCGCUGCUUGUCCCGAGGGCUCCACCGGACUGUAGUAGUUGGCGGCCCAGAUAGUGACUCUUUUGUUGAGGCUGUCACAAAAUCCUUCGGUAGCCUACUCAGAGGAAGAUCAUGGAUGCCUCUACAGGCCAAGCUGUGCGACGCAGAAAAGCUCCAAGGGCUUCCCAUGCUCAGGCCACUGGACUCCAGACUUGUUGACAGCGACUAUGAUCUCAACUUUCUCAAGAGAUUCUGCGGCGUCUGCGAGGCCAACGGCAAGAUCGAUUCUCUGUAUAUAGCCAUGCGCCAGGACAAGUUUUCAUGGCACUUUCUACGAAACUCUCCGAUAUUCAUAGAGGGUCUCGAGAAUUGCUGGAUUUACGAUCACUUCUUGGAUCCAAACGACCCAGUUGAAGAUGACCACAUGGAAGAGCAUGAUCGACCCUCCGCCGGAGACAUUGUCCCGAGUCUUCCAAACUUGAAACGAGCAGCAUCCGAGAUGUCACGAACAGCUGGCUUAACAGCUGCAACGACAGGCAGCGAUUCUGACGGCUCUCGAACCAAGACACCCCGGACCUCUUGCCUGCCAAGUCUAGUUGAAUCGCGGAGGCGUUUAGAGACUGUGUGAGACACUUGGUCUCUUCCCUUUUUCAACACGUUCCCCCGUCUAGCUUUGGCCUGUGGGAUUUGUUUUUACUGCAUUUUAGACGCGUGGUUGGCGUCCAGGGCCCGUCUCUUCGAAGCAGCAGUGGCGAAUGUUGCGCGCUGCGCGCUGCACUGGCGCCAAUGCUUCACGAAUGAGGUCUUUCGAGACGAUAGAAGGCUGAUCCACCUGAUAGAGGACAUUUAUACCCAUUUCGUUUAUUUACGCCCAAGGGCACAAAGAAGCACUGUCUUGGUCAGUUUCCUAUACAUGUACAGGGGAAUUGGGAGAUCCGGAAAGAGACAAAAAGCCUUUGAGAAAGUUUAGUGAUAGUCUUAGGUAGGAUAAGGUAGUCUUGAUCUUUUGAACAAAAAGUCAUCUGUCACAAUGCUGUGCCUUAUUUGAGGUGUAAUGAGACUGCAAAUUUCGGUGUGGCAGGCUUAUUAUUGUUUUGCUCAACGUCGAUGGCUCCUGCCUGUGAAAUCAAGUUGGUAUGCCGGUAGAGCCCGAAUCGGAGGACCUUCGGACUAGACGGAAGUAAAAUUGGCG